UUAGAAUUAUGGGAUUCUGCUAUAAGUAAUAUAAUUCAGAUAUAAUUUUAUGUUUCAUUUGUGUAUUUCUAAAAUUAUUAAUGGAAAAAAGAAUUAAUGAGUUAAUAGAUAUCAGUAGUGAGUUAAAAUCAAUUAAAGAGAAUUUACGAAAAUUAGGCCCAAGUCGCAGAAAAGGUAGUAAUUUUGAAAGUAAAAUCGCAGAUGCAAAAUAUUUGUACGAGUUGUUUUUGAAAACAAAACCUGAUUUGCCAAAAGAUAUCUCUAACGAGGUAAUUUUGAUUUGCAGAACUAUUAACAGUUGUUACUCAGAUAUUUUGAAUUACGAAAACCAGUAUUUGGAAAGUAUAAAUAUUAAUAAUCAAGGAAAUACGAAUAUAGACAAAAUGACAGACAGCGGCGAAAGGUUUUGUCUCAAAACAGCUACAAGUUUGCUUCCUAAGCUAACUGGCAAUGAAAAUGUGACCCAAGAGUUAAUUGACGCGAUCGAGUUAUAUGAGACAAUGCUUUGUGGGACUGAUAAGCAGUUGAUGAUAAGAUUUGUUUUAAAAACACGUCUCACUCCAGGUGCUAAAAUGCGUUUGUCUUCUUCAUACAAAACAGUUAGUGAGCUUUUAACUGACAUGAAAACCCAUCUUCUAACUCGUCAGUCAGAUACCACACUUCAGUCUAAAUUACAAAUGGCUAAACAGGGUGAUAGGACAGUACAGCAGUUCGGAGAAGAAAUAGAGAAUCUUUUCGUUAAUCUGACCAUUACUCAGGCUUCAGGUAGUGAUGCAGCGUAUAAGGUACUAAGACCAAUCAACGAGCGAAACGCUAUAAAGCGCUUUGCUGAGGGGCUGCGGAGCCAGAGGCUUGGUACUAUUAUUGCAUCAAGGAACUUGACUACAUUGAAGGAUGCGAUAAGGGUUGCCGAAGACGAGUCAAGCACAUCUUCAGAACAGGUAAUGUCUUAUUCUAGAAGGGGACCACGUUAUUCAUACAAUAACAGAGGAAUUCAUCGUGGAUUCAAUCGCGGAUAUAAUCGUGGUAAUUACAAUCGAUAUUAUUCCAAUAAUAACGCGCAAAAUAAAAGUAGGUCAGUGCAGCAAAAUGCAGGCACGUGGCGCGCCGGCGGCCGGAGUCGCGGAUACGGCGGCGCCAGCGCAUCAAAUUACGCAGGUAUGUCGCAACGCGGACAGCGCGGGUCAUACCAGCGUAACCGUACUUUCCGAGGAGGGUUGAAUCAUUUCAACCAUAAUGACGUUGUCAACUCGUCACAGCCACGGGAAGUAACGCGUGAUGAUGAUGAGGAGAAUGAUCUGCAACGUUUAUUUCGUCCCUAAACAAAUAUUAGUAUGCGAUAGUAUAAAUUGGGUAGAAUUUAAAAUAGAUGAUAUAAGUUUAGAGUGGUUAGUAGACACAGGAGCGUCCUUGUCGGCAGUUAAUUACGAUAUUUUAAGUAAGUUGAGUAAUAUUAAAUUAUAUAGUAGUAAUAUUGAAGUAAAUGGAGUAGGAGGAAGUUUAGUUUCAGACGGUUAUGUCUAUUUACCAUUACAAUCUGAUGACCACAUAUUCCUACAUAAAUUUUAUGUAUUUAAAAAUCUACCGUGCAAGGCCAUAGGUAUUAUAGGUCAAGAUUUUAUUAAAAAGUACUACGGUACAGUCGAUUACAAUAAUGACACAUUGACUCUCAGACACAACGCGAUUGUAACCUUGCCUUUGCAUUUUUAUAAUUAUUCUUUGACGAUAUCGCCUCGGUGCGAAGUAGUGAAACUUAUACCUACUCAAAUGAAAUGCGAUUGUGUAAUUAUUUCAAAGGAAAUACAAGAGGGAGUGUUUGUUGCGAGUGCAGCGACUACCCCUAAAAAUGGUAAAAUUCCUAUUAGAAUUUUAAACACAACAUCAAAUGAAGUACAAGUUGAUUUAACAAACUUAGAACUUGACAGUUUAAACAAUUAUGUAUGUUGUACAUUUCAG
Pectinophora gossypiella (pink bollworm) is the source of this 1956-nucleotide messenger RNA. RefSeq lists its product as uncharacterized. The record is from RefSeq and is a predicted model, not a curated record. The transcript has a single exon. NCBI's taxonomy places the organism in Eukaryota, Metazoa, Arthropoda, Insecta, Lepidoptera, Gelechiidae. Bases 81 to 1322 code for a protein of 413 amino acids.